This is a messenger RNA of Penicillium hordei, 726 nucleotides long. RefSeq lists its product as uncharacterized. The transcript has 5 exons. Bases 1 to 726 code for a protein of 241 amino acids. NCBI's taxonomy places the organism in Eukaryota, Fungi, Ascomycota, Eurotiomycetes, Eurotiales, Aspergillaceae. The record is from RefSeq and is a predicted model, not a curated record.
AUGUUUAGCACCAUUCUUUCUGAGGGAAAGUUUGAUACAGUUGUCUCUGCGUUUGGUCCUCCAUUGCAGGAUUUAAAAAUGGUUUAUCGAGUGGGAGUUGAAGGCCAUAAUAGCAUCAAAAUGGCAGCCUUGCAAUCUUCCUAUCGUGGUCCAUUGAUUAUCAUUGGAGGCGCGGGCUCUCUGUACUACGGAAAAGGGGUGCAACUAUGCGACGAUGAUCUAUUCGCAUAUCACCACUGGUAUCAAUGGCCCGAUGUUCACUUGGAUUAUAUGGCGAUACGGAUGUUCGAUCAUAGUCAGCGUGGAUUUGGGAUGUUUAUUCGCGGAUUUAAAUGGGCUAGAAGCAAUUACGAGAACCCGGGCUGGUUCUCUUGGGUGACUAGGCCUUUUGCAUGGUAUUUGUUGCGAACGGGAAAAACCACACUCACAGACCCGGAUGCCCUCGGCCUUAUCUUCUGCUCUCGAGUGGCUUUGACUAUGUGGGAGGGAGUCAAAGAGAUACAAUGGAGCUUCCUAUCUCCUCCCUGGCAGUUGCGUGAUAAAGGCAUUAGAACCGGUCAGUAUGAGCUUCUCGUGGAUGACUCUGCCGGAUCGGCGGAAGCCGGUAUCCAUAAUGGUAUUUACAAUGAAGACAUGGCCGUGGCCAUUGUUGACGAAGUCGAGAACAACAAAUUGACCCACAAGCAUUGGACAUGCACUGGCCCGGUUGGCUUGAAGGAGUGGUAA